Penicillium argentinense is the source of this 1320-nucleotide messenger RNA. Its product is annotated as glycosyl hydrolase family 18. The transcript is spliced from 4 exons. Bases 1 to 1320 code for a protein of 439 amino acids. The record is from RefSeq and is a predicted model, not a curated record. NCBI's taxonomy places the organism in Eukaryota, Fungi, Ascomycota, Eurotiomycetes, Eurotiales, Aspergillaceae.
AUGAAAGAAGCCGCGUACCACUCCCUCCAGGCGCGCGGUGACUACGACCCUUUCCAUCUCAAGGCAGGUAAGGGUGCCGGAGUGCCUAAUACGUUCUUCGGCCUCGAUGACACUGUCUACAAACAGGCAGACAAGAUGAUGAAUAACAAUAAAGGAAAGAUCGGGGGCAGCUGCACUGACUGCGUUGGAUGUAUCGACGAUCCCGAAGAAGACAUGUGCUGUGGCUGCGUUUGCAUGGACUGCGUGUAUGGCUACAGUGAUCUAAAGAACUGUGAUUCAUGCGAUGAUAUUCCGUCCGGUACAUGGCCGUGGGUUGAUUAUGUGGACAUCAGCAUCAACAAGCGAGAGGACGCCGAGGGUACCAGUGAGGAUGUCCAGCCUUCUCAUCAUCAUGGAGUCUCCCAUGGACAUCAUGGUCAUUCUCAUCUGCACCGACGAGUGAGCGGUGAGGCCACCCUCUCCGUGAAGAAAGUCACCGUAUGCGACGAUUACAAGUGGUGGGUUGACGGGGUUGGUCGAUACCCUGCCUUCCCCAAGGACGCGCAGAAUCCCUGGGAUGGCAUCGAGAACGGGAAGUGGGAUUCGAUCUCGCGGUACUGGGGAAACAGCUCGGAGUCCUGCACCAGUUGGGCUGUUUCCCAAAACCCCGUGGCGGAUAAAGUGUGGGUGGGACCUUCUCUUCUGAACCCUCUUGGGAGCAUGGAGAGAGCCCAGUAUCAGACCGAGCAUGUCUUUGAGGGGCAACUGAUUGGUGACUUUUUCACCUAUUGGCUUGAUCAGGGCAAGGCGAGUGCUCAAGCCGCGAAGACGAGCACGGCCAAAAUUUCUUGCUCGGAUAUCAAGGAUCUGUUUACGACAUCUAGUAGCGCUUUCCCAUGGAAGAUUGGCAUCACGAAAGUGCCAUUUAUUGAAAAAAUGCUUUAUGAGCUUGGCAAUAUCGGUCAUCUUGACCGGCUGACUAUUUUCAUGGGCCGACCCAACCUGAGAAAAGGCAUUCUCUUCUCCGGGAAAUCGAACGAUAUAGACGUUUUCAAAAGAAUGACGGCCGAUCAACAGGUCCUUUCGGCUAAAGAGCUUGGAAUGGUCUUCAACUACAUGAACGAACCGGACGUUUGGAGCAAAUUCUGCGCCACUUACGAGGGCAUCUACGACCUUCUGGGUCAGUGGCAGACUUACUACAACAACAACCCCAACGCUCCUCUGCCCCAAGGCCUGAACCUUCCUGACCUCCAAGAUGAGUGGAAGACUUACAUCAACACUGCGCUCGAUCAAUCAGAUGCAUACCUGGUCAACUGUCACCAACCCACAAUGGGUUGCUAG